GGAAAUAAAGACCAUCAAACAUCUGUUAGGGAUAUCAAGAACAACAUUCAGAGGCCAGGAACUUCACUCAUGAAGAUAAAUAAACAGAUGCUAGACUAGAUGAUGCAAACCGCUCAGAGGAUGACGAAAAGGAAGAACAGGCUAAAAUUUGCCAAAAUUUACUGUACGUUUAGAGUCUUCAAUCGAACUACCACGCAUGUUUUUGGGAUGUGGGAGGAAACCGGAGUGCCCGGAGAAAACCCAUCCCGGCACGGGGAGAACAUGCAAACUCCACACAGGCAGGUCCCCCAGUCCCCAGAACUGUGAGGCUGAUGUGCUAACCAGUUGCUCACCGUGCCUAUUUUUAAAUCACUUCUCAAAACUCAUCUCUUCUUCUUGGCCCAUUGAGAUGUUGACUAUUUUAUCUUUAUUUCAUUGUCUUAAGUUUAUUUAAUUACACAUUUUUGUAUUUUAUUAGGCGGCACGGUGGUCAACUGAUGAGCACAUCUGCCUCACAGUUCUGAGGACCGUGGUUCAAAUCCCGUCCCCGUGCCUGCAUGAGUUUUCUCCAGGUCCUGAGAAAAUGGUGAUGUCAAAUGGCUUCUUCCUGAGGUCACUGGAGUCCUUGCAAGAAUAGCUCCAUCUUCAAGGAAAAUAAUCCUAUCAUGGCCACCCCCUAUUUCCAGGAGAGACUGACUAACCUCUUUCGUGGAUGGUGUAAAUGCUGAACGAAAAGACUACCUAUUAACAUAAAAAUCCAAAUCAUGUACUUUAGCUUUUACCAAAUUGGAGGGUCUUGUUUUAAUUUCUGUUGUAUACUUUCUGUUGUAAAGAAUUAUUUUUUUCGUCUGUGUGAGUGUGGACAGUGUGUGAGGUGAGAAGAAAGUGGCAGAAAGUUGUAACAACAAGAGAGAGAGAUGGUGCUCCACAUCACCCCUUACUCCAGUUCCUGUCUUCACUUCCUGGAUGGCUUGUCAUGGAGCCUGGUGUUCCCAUGUUACUGGCUCCUGGAUCAGCUCCUGGCCUCCUGCCUGGCCACUUCGCUCGAGAAGCGCCAGCGGUCUCAGGAUCCGUGCUCUCUCCUCACUUUGUGUGUCCUGAUAAUGGUGCCUGUUUACUUGCUCCUCCUCCUCGCCUCUCUGCCUUUUGCCUUACUGGGCUUCGUCAUCUGGGCUCCUCUGCAGGCCAUCCGUCAACCCUACCUGUACACCUACCACAGAUUAGAAAAGCACCAAUCGGAGCAAGGCGAGGCUGGCUCAGGGUUUGUUGGUGUCAAGGACUGGAGACCCCAGGGCAGGAGCUUUUGUUUCUGCAGUGCCAACGUUUGCCUGCUGCCCGACUCCCUGGCCAGGUUCAACAACCUUUCGGACACCCAGAAAAGAGCACGAGAAGUGGGUAAGAGGAUCAGAAAUGGUGCCUGUCGGCCUCAGAUUAAAAUCUACAUUGACUCGCCAACCAACACUUCCAUCAGUGCUGCCUCCUUCAGUAGUCUAGCAACGGGUUUCCGCCGUACCUCCUCCUUGGACCAGAGGCCAGACCAGACACACAUUGUAAAUGGCCCAGCAGACACUGAAAAUGAGCCACUCACCCAGUGUCCCAUUCACCCUGCAGGUGCUACAGACUGCCCAGUUCAUCCAGCCGCAGGAGUUCAUGGAACCACAGAAUGCCCCCUUCACUCAAAUGCAGGAGACAUGACCAUGGACUGCCCCCUUCAUUCUGUGGAGACUAGCAACAGCCCAGACUGUCCUGUACACACUUUGGCAGAGGCUCCAGAAUGUCCAAUGCACUCUACAGGGGCACAGAGUGGCCUCAGCAACAAUGAAUGCCCCAUGCAUGGGAUGGAGACGCAGGCUAAACCUUCUCCUGAGUGUCCACUUCACACCUCAGGUGUUCAAAUCAGCAUCAGUGCCCCUGAGCCAGACCCCCAGGAGCAGGAGGCAGAGACAGGAAACCAACAGUCAGGGGAGCUGGCAGGAGGAGACGUGGGCAGCAUGACAGCCUCAAGAGAAUCCCUUGCCCGGUACCAUGGAAGUGAUGGAUGCGGAGUGAUAUCCUCGAACAAUACCCUCUCUCAUGUGCCUCGUACCUCAAUUUUUAAGCGCCCCGGUAGAAAGCGCCGCCACGGGGAUGAGACUUUUGACCAUGACAUCUCUGCAUUUUUCCCUGCCAACUUGGAUUUCCUUGCCCUACAGGAAGUGUUUGACCAUAGUUCAACUACUCGACUGCGGCAGCAGUUGCAUCGCUACUUCCCCUAUGUGCUGAGUGAUGUUGGGCGGUACGGCUGGAAAGGCUGCUGUUCCAGGUUCAAAUUCCUAAACAGUGGCCUGUUGCUAGCUAGUCGCUACCCAAUCCUGGAUGCACGCUAUGAGUGUUACCCCAAUGGAAGAGGAGAGGAUGCAUUGGCCGCCAAAGGAGCACUCUUUGCCAAGGUUCAUGUGGGCAUCUCCCAUCAAGAGCAAAGGGUUGUGGGAUAUCUCACAUGCACCCAUCUCCAUGCCAUAGAAGGUGAUGCCCCUGUGCGAUGUGAACAGCUGGACUUGUUGCUCCAGUGGGGGGCAGAGUUCCGCCAAGCUUCAUCACAUCAUCCUGAAGGGAAAAAAGUUCUUGAAGACCUUGUGGCCUUUGACGUCCUUCUGGGUGACCUCAACUUUGACAACUGCUCUUCAGAGGACAAGUUGGAACAACAGCAUGCACUUUUUUCUUUUUACAAGGACCCGUGCCGCCAGGGACCAGGAGAGGACAAACCAUGGGCUCUGGGUACCCUGCUGGAUCCCAGUGGACUUUAUGAUGAUGAGGUCAGUUCACCGGAAAGUUUACAAAAAGUGAUGGAGAACGAGGAGGGCAGAAAGGAGUACUUGGUGUUUCCUCCGAGCAAAAGCCAGUGUCCCUCCAGCAGCCAGAAAGGAAGGAACAUUCCACUGAAAGGCAAUGGACGUCGGAUUGACUACAUCCUGUACAGUGACGAGGGCCUGCAGCAGGAGUGGAAAUUGGAACUAGAGGAGUUCAACUUUGUAACACAGUUGGCUGGCCUCACGGAUCACCUGCCUGUGGCCAUGCGAUUGGCUGUCUCCACAGGGGAGGAGGAGUCUUAGAUUGACCACCUGCAUUGGUCAAAAAUACUGCCAUUUAAGGAUCACGGACAACGAAGAUGAACGGAUUAUGUUUUUAUGGAAAAGGAGCAUCUUGUGAAGGAUAAUAAUUUUACGUGGGCACAACAGAAGAUAAUCCCGCUGUUAGGGAAUAUACAAAAAUACAAAAGAAAGAAAGACUGAUGUGACUGAGAGUUGGGGCAAUUGCAAAAUAAGAAGAGUAAUCUCACCUCCACCCUGCACACGAAUACACGUAAUUGUCAUUGGAGUGUCUGAUACCAUCUGACAUUUCUGCUGCUCGCCCUGUGGACAACACAUCCCCUAUUGCACUCCAACAAUGAAUACAGACAGUAGUUACAAGUAGUUUGUUAGUUAGCGAGAAAUUUCCUCAUUCACGUAUGGCGUUGGGGCUUACAAAUGGAAGGAUGUCGCCAUUUUUAAUUUAUCGCGGCGUUAUCCAUUUACAUCGUAGUGACUCAAACAGCAUGAAAAAAGUGCACCUUAAUCCGGAUCUGCACAAACAUUUACUGGAUUACAACGUUACUUGGACCGCGCACCACAGCUCGAAAAAGUGGUGGGAAUGGUCGAGUCGUCUUUUAUCUGACGAAUUAUGAUAAUUUUAUGCUUGGUGGAGGAAAUAAGAGUAAUGCCUGCAGCUGCUAACUGGCUUCUACAAUAACAAUGAUCUAUGUCACUAUGUCAUGUUCCUAUCCCAAAAUGUUACUGGUCUGUUCAAUUAUUCAUUUACCUUACCUGUCGCUCACCUCAACAAGUGUCUUCUUUAACAACUAACAAAUACAAAGAAAAUGGAAUAAAAUUAAAAUAGUGUGAUUUCUACUGUUUUGUAGGGGCUUAAAUACUUGUUUAAUACAAUAUAACCCAUUUUUAAAUGAAUAACUACAGGUAUAUGAUGUAAAGAUAGAGGAACAGUAGUCCUUGUAGCAUGUUUUACAACUUUGAUAAGGGAAAUAAAGAGAGGACAUUUUUAAGCUUCGUUGAUGCAUGAUGGAAAAUGGUAUCUGUUUACAAUUUUAAUAUAGCAACUUAAUGAUACAUGGUCGCUUGAGUUUGGCUAUGUAACGACUUUGGAAUAUGUCCGAGACUUCCACACACUCACAGCUACUGUGCACCAAUGCAGCUCUCCUAAAUGUUAAACUCCGCCAGGUUAGUGUUACCUGACAUUGCCAUAUAUUCUCUAACAGCCAUAUCGGAGAUCCUGGUUUAUUAUGAUAAAUGUGGCCCCACGUGGUUUGAGCCAGAUGAAAAGAGGAUGUGGGGUCUAUACAAAGGCUCGCGUGGCAACAAAUAACCCCUUUUGAGUACUAGAGAAUACAAUAUUGGGUUUUUACCUAGUUAUUUUCUAUUUAUGUUCUUCUGAGUGGCCUAUGAGGAUGUCACAAAUAGAGAUGAGAAAAAAAAUACUCUACACCAUUGCUUCCAUUCAGAGUAACCGACUUUUUCACUCGUAAACUAGACCAUUCCAAUGGUGACUUAAAUGUUACAUCGUCUUGCUUUUCAGGUUUUUAUUACAAUAGGUGUUCUACACGUCAGUGAGCUACUAAUAACACAGGAAGAAACAUUUCUGAAUUGUAUUUGUGAAACAUGAACAAUAACAUAAUCAAUUCAGGUUAACAGAUUUGAUUUGUGAUAUCUGGUCUUUGAACAAUUUACCAUCUGCUUGUUUGUCUGUGUGUUUGUUUGUUUGUUUGUUUGUUUGUUUGUUUGUUUGUUUGUUUGUUUGUUUUGGCACUAAAUGAGAAAUUGAUACAAAUGUGUGUGCACGUGUGACAUAAUUUUACACAUUUCAGUGCAUAUAAAUCGUUUCCCCAAAUGAAAGGUAACAGAGGACCAUUUCCAUAUUUAUAUUGUAAUGUGGGUUAAACCAUUACAGUGUGCUCUAAUCAGAUCUACAUACACUCUUGCCACCCGACUGCUCGUAACUCUCCUUUCAGGACACACAUGAAUGUUAUUAUUGAUGUAAUGGCAGUCUCAAUUUGAAAAUCUGUUGUAAACAUAUUUUUUUCCCAAAAUGCUUACGUUUGAGUGUCACAAUUUUUGAAUCACAUUCUUUGGUAAGAGCAAAGAUUCUAAAUUGGAUCUAACCUUUCGCUUGUAUGAUUUGCGAUACCAAAUAAAUCUGUCCUGAUGUGAAUAUGUUGAUAUGUUUAGUUAAGGAGUAGGGUGUAGUGUGCUGAAGCUACAAUAACUUUUUCAUAUUUGGGGCGUCAUAAAUAAUACAAUCUCAUGAUAAUUGCUUACACCUUUGUGGAAGGUAGAAAGAUGUGGAGGAAUUCAGAGUUUUUUUUAUGUGACUUUAGUGAGUGUAUUUUGGCGACUAAUAACACAGUGGGUGAAGAAUUUGAUCGGUGCAAAUAUAAAGUAUAAGAAUACACUGUAAGUCUAGUUAACCAUGUACCACGUAUGCUGAGUAUUACCUCUCAAUGAGAAUGACAACAAUGUCAACAUGCCAUACGUCUUAUCAUCUUUGUUAAAUCACAAUCUCUUGUGCAUACAGUACAACCUCUUCAGCGCGUUGGCGCUUAGUGCUGUUGGGUUCACAUAAGAUUAAGGUCAAAGCCUGCAUAGUUUCUUACAGACAUCAAAUGGUGCCUUGCGCUGUAAUCAGGUUCGGUAGAGUCCAUGUAGAAUAAUCCAGUUGGGUCAAACUAUAGAUUACCACUAAAAUUGUCCAUGGAAUUCACUUGAUAGAAGCAUUUUUUUUUUUUUUUUCAAUUAUCAGCGAUUCAGCCAGGGCCCAAUGAAAAAGACAUCACUUUUUUCUAUUGCAUUGAUUUUGGCCUUCCCAUUUUCUAUGGUCCUUGUGAGUCAUGGUUUCUUAGGAUUGCCAUGACUUUCAACAAUUAUAUAGAGGAAUUUUAUCUCGCAAAUAUUAACUAACCUGCAGUGUGAGCCAAACAACAACACAUUAAUUUUUCGCUUUUCGAGCUGCAUUAAGUGUUACAUACUGUACCUUUAGGCUUGUCAUCAGAUUAGAAGAGAUGUUUCGCUUCACUCUCCUUUGUAACUUUGUCUUCUGCAAUCUUUUAAUGUUGAUAUUUUUAAAUGACUUGUGUCUCUUUUUUUACUGGGGUUGUCAUGCUUGGUCUCAGUCACAUAACUGAGUAAUCCCUUUUUUUUUCUUUAAUAAAGUUUGUUUGCUUUAA
Phycodurus eques (leafy seadragon) is the source of this 6232-nucleotide messenger RNA. It is a transcript of the gene smpd3, whose product is annotated as sphingomyelin phosphodiesterase 3. Gene Ontology annotation, biological process: sphingomyelin metabolic process. Gene Ontology annotation, molecular function: sphingomyelin phosphodiesterase activity. Gene Ontology annotation, cellular component: extracellular region; cytoplasm. The record is from RefSeq and is a predicted model, not a curated record. The transcript has 10 exons. Bases 897 to 3071 code for a protein of 724 amino acids. Lineage: Eukaryota; Metazoa; Chordata; Actinopteri; Syngnathiformes; Syngnathidae.